This is a messenger RNA of Frankliniella occidentalis (western flower thrips), 1870 nucleotides long. RefSeq lists its product as uncharacterized. NCBI's taxonomy places the organism in Eukaryota, Metazoa, Arthropoda, Insecta, Thysanoptera, Thripidae. Bases 60 to 1682 code for a protein of 540 amino acids. The record is from RefSeq and is a predicted model, not a curated record. Gene Ontology annotation, molecular function: metal ion binding; ubiquitin protein ligase activity. Gene Ontology annotation, biological process: protein polyubiquitination; ubiquitin-dependent protein catabolic process. The transcript is spliced from 5 exons.
ACAAACACCAUUCUGGUCUUCUGGGGUUGUAUUUAAGGAAGAUUAUCCGGCUGCAAACAAUGGCAACCGAAUUUAGUGACACAUUGAUAUGCGUUGCCAAUACUUUGCAAACAUUACAGGACAAUUUAAAAUGUGCCAUAUGCAAAGAAAUCUUGAAACAGCCAGUGAGCACUCGCUGUGGGCACACCUUUUGCGAGCCCUGCAUUAAUUCUUCUGCGAGAGGUGAAAAUGCUGUAUGUCCUGUGUGUAAUGCUCGAGUCAAUCGCCAAGGCAUUGAGAAAAAUUAUCGAUUUAGAAGUCUUGUCAAAGCUGUUCAUGCCUUGAUGACUAGUGCUCAAAAGGAUGCUACGGAAAUGGGCUGUGAAGAUCUUUUGGGUUUGUCAAAUGCUUUUUCUCCUACUGGACAUGGAAAUGCUGCAGUUGCUGCUGGUUCGGUACCUAAAGUUUCCCGAGACUCAAGGGUUGAAACAUGGCUUAAGGGUGUAACUCCAACUUGCCCAACUCAAGAGUCUAGUCCCACAAUUGAUGCUGACAACACGCCGAAUGAAGAAUCUGAUUCUGAAAUGUUCUCGGUUUCACAAAUUAAUCUUGAUCAGACUUCUCGGUCCACGGAAAUAAAACCUUUGUCAGCUUACAUUAAAGAGGAUGGUGAUGCAGAUGAAGGAAGUUCAAAAAAGUUAAAAGUAAAGCCAAAACCUACCACAGAAGCUCGAGGUAUCAAAAAAAGUCUUUCACUUAAAAGGAAAGUAAAGCAAGAACCUAUUACAAACUUCUUAGGCGAAACAAAUCUAAGUAAAUUGAAGCUGCCAACUACUGUGUCUAGCUCCUCCAGUGGUAGUAACAAUGCCAAAAUCCCUGACCUCAAAAUUCCUGAACCUGUGGUUGUUCUUCUCAAUAGAGGAAAAGAAAGUCCUCUCCCUCCACGCUCACCAGGCUGUUCUCGUGUGAAGAAAAUGAAGAAAGAUUUUAAUCACCCACUAAAGAUACUGAGAGCAGCCAAUUCCAAGGGUGGUAAUUCGCCUGUGCCAGUCAUUGAAGAUGGUGGCAGUGGUGAUGAUCAGCCUUGUAUCAGUCUCUCUGCCGAGCUGAAGGAGAUUGUGAACAACCUUGAAAGUGAAAUACCAGAUUUUGAGAAGUCUGUUCGCAGUACAGAGAGUAAAGAAAGUGAACGAAUGUUCCAGCUUACCUCUCCCACUAGGAGCCACCAUCAGAUAGGUUCUGGUGUGUCUGCGAGUCGACCGAAAGUAAAAUUUCACAAACUAGGGUCCUUCAAUUUAAAAAGACCUCAAAUAGUGCUCAUGCCCAUUUAUCUGAAGGGUCCUCUUGAACGUUUACACCAUCCACUUCUUGUGGAUGCGCAAACUCAAACUAGCAGACAAAGUUCAGAAUAUGAUGUUGACAUGAUGGAUGCAGGAACUGCUGUUUUUACUCAGCCGCUAAGACGUCCUGAUACUGUAAUUCCAGAAACUGCAUCUGAUGAUGUGAGGGUAGAACCUGGAGGCAGUCCCUUCAGCAUGUCCCAUUCAUUAAAUUCAACGUCUUUGUCUUUUUUGUCUAUUCCUGGAGACCUAAGCUCUCAAGAGUUAAUUAAUCCAACUCCACAAAAGCAAACCUCAUUUUUGUCAAGGACAUUCACUCAAUCAGAUGACAGAUCAGUACAAGUCUGCACUACUAGUGUUUGAAGUUCCACUUGAAAUUACUUAACUAGGCAAAUCUAAUCUAGUUAAAUUUCUCUCAAUUUAAUUGAUGUGUGUCAAGUGUCUACUUGUUGAAUUAAAUCUUCACUUUUCUGUCAUUAUUUAUAGUCCAGAUGUAUGCCAUCACGUUACAUGGCAGCAAGAAAGUAAGGGGUCUUAUUGCUGGAUCUAUU